This is a messenger RNA of Pleurotus ostreatus (oyster mushroom), 1779 nucleotides long. RefSeq lists its product as uncharacterized. The transcript has 5 exons. Lineage: Eukaryota; Fungi; Basidiomycota; Agaricomycetes; Agaricales; Pleurotaceae. The record is from RefSeq and is a predicted model, not a curated record. Bases 1 to 1779 code for a protein of 592 amino acids. Gene Ontology annotation, molecular function: DNA binding; protein binding.
AUGACUGUCAUACUGCCCUACGACAUCUACGUCCAAAUUCUGUCGCACCUCCCGCCUACAAGGCGAGCUCACGACGACGCCAGCGUCAAGGCACUUGUAUCCUGCCUGCAGACGAACUCUGUCCUACGGCAGGCAGCUUCCUCGUCUAUAAUAUGGGAAGCACAUUAUCGGAAGCGCUAUACACACCUGCCAAUUCCAAUCCCAGCGGAUAUCCAUGACUGGAAAACUCGAUACUUCGAGAGACGACGGAUUGACAAGAGGACUUUGCAAUGCCUGGACAGUGUUGUCUGUGAACGCACCAACUGGGAGAGUUUCUGGAAUACGGAAGGACCAUUCAAUUUCGAGUGUUGGGAUGUCUUGGAACUGGAGGUGGAGUACAACGUGCCCGAGAAAUGCUUGGCUGUUAUCAAGGACCCUGUACGCGAUGGCAAGCCUCGCUCGCUCACUCGGGGCUACUGGGCGCAGAAUUUACUCCGCACAAUUGCACGGUUUCAUGCUCUCGGAGUUUGGGAGCGGCUUGUAGCUUCUCCGACUUCGGUCUCAUUCACGGAGAGCCACAAUACCCUCUCGGUAUUCUUUGGGGUCUCGCCAUAUACACUUGCCGCCCAUUUAGAUGCAUUAGGGACGAAAUACCUUAACUUUGUCAAAUCUCAGGGUAUUCCAAUUCCAUCAACACCGUCACCUGAGUUUCUAAAGGAGAAGUGCGAAUGUAUAUGUCGGUUCAUGCGUGACGAAGGGUUUGGACCCGCGGAAGGUGGUGCUUUCACUCUGACCAUGAAUAGUUUCCCUCAUGCCUACUUGACCACUCACAAGCGGACGAUCCCCAUUUCACUCGUCCACAUCUUCGUAUCCCUUGCCAGCAGAAUAGGUAUCACAGCGUUCCCGGUGAACUUCCCCGGAAGAGUUCUCGCUCACAUCCCCCUCUCCGAUGGUGAUGGCUUCUACGUCGAUGUAUUCAACUCCCACUCGAAAGCAAUCCUAUCAAACGAUCUAUCCGAGUUUCAAGGCGUUCAGACCUGGAAUUUAGCGGGCCUUACGGCCCAUGGACUAGACAUGCUCGUGAGAGCUGGCCGGAAUAUCUAUCACUCCUCACAAAGCGCACGAGAGUAUACCGUCGAUAUCCAAUAUGCCGUGGAUACCGCGUCUUGCGUUGCCCUUGCAAUGACAGGUGAACCCGGUUUAGUGCGUUUCCUCAUGCAGGAAGCCUCUCUUGUAUCCCCACUGGACAGUUACGUCGUACUUCCCGCUCUGGCCAAGAUAUUGCACCCCGAUGGAACUCGACAGAUGCUGACCUCUGCGUACCAACAAGGUCAGGAUGAGUAUCUCCAAGGCCGAGCCCGAAGGCGUUCUCGAUUAGAGCAUCCGCAGGUCAAAUACUUCGUCGGCAUGUUCUUCGUCCACGCCAAGUACCAAUACCACGGUUGUAUCAUUGGGUGGGAGCCCACCUGCACGAUGUCCAAACAGUGGAGAGACCGAAACGGGAUAGAUAACUUGUCACGGGGAACACACCAACCCUUCUACUCAUCGCUCUCUAUCACCGCGAACAGUCAAGGCGUACUUCAGACAUUCGUCGCCGAAGAGAACAUUCAACCCAUAGCACUGACUUCACCGGACUUUGUUUUGCAGUGUAUUAAGUUUCAAAAGGACUUCGGGGCGUAUUUUGAGGGCAUCGACCCGCAUCCGAAUAGAUGGCGCAUGUUGCUGAGCUCUCAGCUGCGCCAAAUGUAUCCACAGGAUGAUGUGUUCGGUGCUUCUUGGGUAGAAAUUAUGAACACAUGA